GUAGGAAACGUCAAGAAUAGCCGAAUAAUUUAAGAAUACUUGAAACUUCACAACUUUGACUGUCAACAUUAACUUUCUUAUUUAGUCGAUUAAUUUUUCUUCCAAGGUGCUGAGCGAAACUAAUUUGAGCUUCUUAUUAUUUUAAUUUUUGCAAAAUACUGCAUAACAUUCGCUAAUGGUGCAUAGUGUUAAAUUAAAACAAAUCAAAUAUGCUGACAUAAACGUGAUAAUGGUGUUUUUAUGUCUACUAAAUCAAAUAUAGUAUCGCGGUGGCGGGUUGCGAGCACGGCGCGGGCGGGGGCGGGGGCGGGGGCGCGGCGGGGCGCGGCGCAGACACGAUCCGGCGCGUGAAGGUGAAGAUGUCGUCGGUGUCGGCGCAGGGCGUGGUGGAGCGCGCGUCGGCCGAGCUGUCGCGCCGCAUCACGGGGCUGGGGCUGCGCGGGCGGCGGCGCUCGCCGGGCGUGGUGGAGCGCGUGGCCAACGCGCUGUGCGGGCCCGCCGCCGCCGCGCCCCGCGUGCCCCGCCGCCGGCGCCCGUCCCCGCGCCCCCUCGUCUGGACCCAGUACGUCCAGGAGGAACGCUUCCUCGAAAAGUUCUUCCUGUAUUUCAACUCCAACGAGCGACGGACGUUGGCUCAAGUCUGCACCAAGUGGCGCGACGUGCUGUACUCGUCGCCGCGGUGGUGGACCGGCCUAGUGGCGGUCCUCGACUGCCGCGAGCUUCGCUCGGCCGCCGGCUUCUGCAUGCAGAGGUUCUAUAACUCCUUAGUUAGAAGAGGAAUCCGCGGGGUUGUGUUAGUUUCGGCUAGUGAUGAUGAUAUUAAUGAAUUUAUAAGGCAGUUUCCCUUGUCGGCUCACCACGUCCACGCUAUUAGCCUAAAAGGAUGCACGAUAACAGAUAGAGGGCUUGAAGCGAUCCUGGAUCACCUACAGGUUCUGUUUGAACUAGAACUAACUGGUUGCAAUGAAAUAACAGAAGCUGGUUUAUGGGCAUGUCUAACUCCACGAAUUGUCUCACUCACGCUUACUGACUGCAUUAACAUUGCUGACGAAGCCGUAGGAGCAGUGGCGCAACUCCUGCCGUCCCUAUACGAAUUCUCCCUGCAAGCGUACCAUGUAACGGACGCGGCGCUCGGCUACUUCUCGCCCAAACAGAGCGCCUCGCUCAGCGUGCUGAGGUUGCACAGUUGCUGGGAGCUCACCAAUCACGGCGUCGUCAAUAUUGUGCAUUCCCUUCCAAACCUGACAGUAUUGUCACUGAGCGGGUGCAGCAAAGUGACGGACGAGGGCGUAGAGCUCCUGGCCGAGAACUUGCCGCGGCUCCGCUGCCUCGACCUGAGCUGGUGUCCGCGCGUCACCGACAACGCGCUCGAGUACAUCGCCUGCGACCUCAACCACCUGGAGGAAUUGACUCUAGACCGUUGCGUGCACAUAACGGAUAUAGGCGUGGGUUACAUCAGUACGAUGCAAUCGUUAGUGGCGCUGUUCCUGCGCUGGUGCUCGCAGCUCCGUGACUUUGGCGUGCAACACCUUUGCGGCAUGCGGUCGCUGCAGCUGUUGUCACUGGCAGGUUGCCCGCUGCUGACGUCAGGCGGUCUCUCGAGCCUGAUCCAACUCCGGCAGCUGCGCGAGCUCGAGCUGACGAACUGCCCCGGCGCCUCGCCCGAGCUCUUCGACUAUCUGCACGAGCAUCUGCCGCGGUGCACCAUCAUAGAGUAA
This is a messenger RNA of Cydia amplana, 1718 nucleotides long. Its product is annotated as F-box/LRR-repeat protein 16. Bases 360 to 1718 code for a protein of 452 amino acids. The record is from RefSeq and is a predicted model, not a curated record. The transcript is spliced from 7 exons. Gene Ontology annotation, cellular component: SCF ubiquitin ligase complex. Lineage: Eukaryota; Metazoa; Arthropoda; Insecta; Lepidoptera; Tortricidae. Gene Ontology annotation, molecular function: protein binding. Gene Ontology annotation, biological process: SCF-dependent proteasomal ubiquitin-dependent protein catabolic process.